This is a messenger RNA of Nematocida major, 1533 nucleotides long. RefSeq lists its product as uncharacterized. Bases 1 to 1533 code for a protein of 510 amino acids. NCBI's taxonomy places the organism in Eukaryota, Fungi, Microsporidia. The record is from RefSeq and is a predicted model, not a curated record. The transcript has a single exon.
AUGACAAGCAUGCAAUUUUGCAUAGUCACGGCCCUGCUUGGGGUUUUAAAUAUGCUGGCAAAUAUUCCAGUGCAGCUCGCAGAAGUAGUGAACGAAGUUCUCAGGGAGAUAAAAAACACCAACACGGACAUAAUAGAAGACUCCCCCGAUUUCGCGAGACACUGCUUCAUAAAAAUAGAACAAAACGAGUCUUUUUCGAAGUGUUUUUCGCCAAAUAAAACUGAUAUAGCGGCUGGUUUGCACUUCAUGGGCGACGUGUGCAGCCCGGAAAUCGCAGAGGCAGGUCUUGCCGCGAUAAACAGCACCGGAUCCCUUUCAAACUUUCUGGGGUUUUUCUUGGGGUUUGCCCUGUGCUUGGCCUUUUCAAAAAUCAUACAAAAAAGGCCAUGGGCUUUCACGUGGGUGCUAGCUAUAUUCGCUUGGAUUUCAACCAUAUUCACGCUGUGCACGUACUAUAAGGCGCUGUACACAAACAUACCGUUUGAGACUGGGGCCUUCCACUGCCUGCUUUUGGCAAUUAUCCCGAAGGGCUUUGACCCAAUUUUGACCAUGAUUGCAAUCAGCCGAGGCCUGUCCGGAGCGGCUUGCGCGUUCUACGGGUUCUUUAUCGACUUGUGCUCGGUCAAGCUUCUUGGGGAGGGGCGCACAAAAGCCCGACGGAUUGCAAAGUUUGGAGCCAUGAAGGUUGUAUCCGGAUCCCUUGCCUUUGUGUUUCCCCCUGCCUUCAUAUGGAUGUACAAAAAUCUAGGGCGCAGUGUUUUCAUGGGAUUGCUCGCCGUGGUUAUGCAUUUGCCUAUUCUUUUGGCCGGCUUUCUAGACAGGUACCUGGCCAGACAAGGCCAGCCUUGCACCACGCAAGAGAUGAUUGACGAAGAAGAGAUAGAGCUGAAUGAGAUCCACGCAGAACGCGCCAAAGAAAGGGCGGACGUGCAGAACAGAAUAAGCAAGAAAGAGCGCAUAUACGCACUUGCCCGGUGUAUGAAGAAGGACUUCUUGCUGGUGCUCUAUCCCUUUAUGUUUUUCAUGACGGGGAUAAACGUGCUGCUGUACUAUAAAGACAUUUUCAUUCAGUACGCGAGCAGCGCGCCCGCAAUCGCACUAACAGCAGCGCCUUUAGCGGGCGGCCUUUUAAUGCUUGUGCUUCCGAGCAAGAAAGACCUGACUUUCUGUGCCAUGAGUGGAUUUUUGUUGAUCGGCAUCUGCCAGAAUACCCUGGUUAUGGCCAAGAUAAACUGGCUCCCAUUGUCGAGGAGCUGGAACACAACGCUGGCGCUGUUCCUCCCCGCACUCAUAGUUUUCCUGGUAAAUGCAACGCUGACCCCCCUCCUGGGAGUUCUCCCACAGCACAUGGGAAAAACAUCCCCCAGAAUAUUUUCCGUGUACGGAGCCAUUGUCCAGGCAGCAAACUUCUUGGCGUACCUCCUUCUGACAACUGCAUAUGCACACAUAGGACUAAGAUUCCUAUGGGUAUGCGUAUGUUUCUCGAUUGUAAGCAAAAUAAUUCUCUGGACCAAACAUACGAUGAAUUAUUGA